This is a messenger RNA of Melitaea cinxia (Glanville fritillary), 993 nucleotides long. RefSeq lists its product as uncharacterized. Gene Ontology annotation, biological process: DNA integration. The transcript has a single exon. NCBI's taxonomy places the organism in Eukaryota, Metazoa, Arthropoda, Insecta, Lepidoptera, Nymphalidae. Gene Ontology annotation, molecular function: nucleic acid binding. The coding region runs from base 1 to 993 and encodes 330 amino acids. The record is from RefSeq and is a predicted model, not a curated record.
AUGAUAUGUGCUAAACAAGGGGCUAGGGUAAAAACACAAUUGAUGGGAGACUUACCAAGUUUUCGGGUAAAACCAGCUCGGCCAUUCCUUAACUCCGGUGUCGACUUUGCGGGACCAAUUCAAAUUUUACUAAAAAAGGGCAGAGGAGCUCAAACUGGCAAGGCGUACAUAGCUAUUUUUGUAUGUAUGUCCACGAAGGCGAUCCACUUAGAGUUAGUUGGUGAUCUGACUUCAGCUGCAUUCAUUGGUGCCUUUAAACGAUUUUGCGCACGAAGAGGCAGAUGCACCAACUUGUGGAGUGAUCAGGGAAGAAAUUUCGUUGGUGCUAACAAGGAGCUGGUUGAAGCCUGGAGGGAAGCUCGCCUACAAUUUGAUGGAGAAAUUAGUGAAUUACUUGCUAAUGAUGGAACACAAUGGCACUUCAUCCCGGCCUACUCCCCAAAUUUUGGAAAUUUAUGGGAGAUGGGUGUGAAGUCUAUUAAGCACCAUCUACGAAGAAUCCUUAACACUAACCUUACCUAUGAAGAGCUUACAACGGUUCUCUGUGGAAUUGAAGCGUGCUUGAACUCGAGACCGCUGUGCCCGCAGGAGGACAACACGUUAGAACCAUUAACUCCGGGUCAUUUUUUGAUAACUGAAGCCCCUGUAACCGUGCCUGAUGUGAACCUGAAAGACGCUAAAAUAAGCAACCUGACACGUUGGCAAUACACGCAAAAACUGCUGAAUGACUUCUGGUCAAGAUGGCAAAAAGAAUACUUGACGCCGCUGCAGCAAAGACCGAAAUGGUUAAAACGCGAAGACGAAUUCAAGAUAGGAGACAUUGUCCUCAUAAAACAGGACAAUUUGCCACCAGGAAAGUGGCUUAUGGGACGAAUAACCGACAAGCAUCCUGGCCCUGACGGUCUUACCAGAGUCUAUAGUGUAAAGAGUGGUGAUAAUAUAACAAAGCGAUGCGUAACCAAACUAUGUGCGUUGCCCAUCGAAAUAGAUUAG